AUGGCUCCAUGGCACGUGCUUACAACAACCAGCGACCCUGGUGGACGCCUGCCAGCGUGCCUGCGCCCCUGGACGCCGCACCCGCACCGUGGUUCGCGCAUCGGAGAGGCAAGCCACCCCGGCCCGCCGAACUCGAGCGGCGAGCUCGCUUCGAGGCUCGCACAACAGCGUGCCCGGGCGAUGGUGGCGUUGAACGGGUGCGGCCUGGCGGCAGGCAACGCCACUCCCUUGGCACGACAGGCGGAUGUUGAAAUUGUUUCCGACACGCUCAGUGCUGUCACCCCCUUUCGCGUCUCCACCUGGGUCUCCCAGAGAACAGUGCGGCGAGCGCGGUGGCAAACGCUGGGCCCGCCGGUUGCGGACCCCGGACCCGGUGGCCAUUCCUGGCUUUACGUGCCCCUUUUGCAUGCGGCUGCGGGCCAGUUGGACGCAACGGCCGCGGCAGACUGGCGGGCCCCGCCAGUUGCCCCAGCUGCCCUCAUACGGCAAAUAGAAGGGCUCGCGCACGCCGAUGGCCUCAUGCACGCUGGCUCGGGGAUUCCACAGCUCGCCUCCAGCAUCCGCGCCUGCACCGCG
Molecule: messenger RNA, 576 nt
Organism: Symbiodinium pilosum
Lineage: Eukaryota; Dinophyceae; Suessiales; Symbiodiniaceae
Source: the annotation of a GenBank genome assembly